Astyanax mexicanus (Mexican tetra) is the source of this 4250-nucleotide messenger RNA. It is a transcript of the gene ush1ga, whose product is annotated as Usher syndrome 1Ga (autosomal recessive). The record is from RefSeq and is a predicted model, not a curated record. Lineage: Eukaryota; Metazoa; Chordata; Actinopteri; Characiformes; Acestrorhamphidae. Gene Ontology annotation, molecular function: protein binding. The coding region runs from base 143 to 1561 and encodes 472 amino acids. Gene Ontology annotation, biological process: equilibrioception; sensory perception of light stimulus; sensory perception of sound. The transcript is spliced from 4 exons.
GCCGUUGCUGGGCUGGUGGUGAGGGACGCAGGUGGAGAAUGUCGCGUGCGGCGCUCGAGCGCAGGGCCGCCGGUUUCCGGCCCGCCGCCGCGGACGGAGAGUGACGGACCCCGCAGGAUGGAGGCUGAGGUCCGGGAGCACCAUGAAUGAUAAGUACCACAGGGCGGCUCGGGACGGGUACCUGGACCUGCUGAAGGAGGCCACGCGGAAGGACCUGAACGCACCUGAUGAAGAUGGCAUGACCCCCACCCUGUGGGCGGCGUACCACGGGAACCUGGACGCGCUCAGACUCAUAGUGGCGAGAGGAGGGAACCCUGAUAAGUGUGACAUAUGGGGGAACACACCGCUUCACCUUUCUGCUGCCAAUGGCCAUCUCAACUGCCUGUCCUUCCUGGUGUCGUUCGGCGCCAACACCUGGUGCCUGGACAACGACUACCACACGCCGCUGGACAUGGCCGCCACCAAGAACCACAUGGACUGCGUACGGUACCUGGACUCCAUCGCCGCCAAGCAGACGGCCCUCAACCCCAAGCUGGUGGCCAAACUGAAGGACCGGGCCUUCCGGGACGCCGAGCGGCGCAUCAAAGACUGCGUGAAAAUGCAGCGCAAGCAUCACCGCCGCAUGGAGCGCAAGUUCCAGAAGGAGGCCACCGAGGCGUCCGUGUCUGAUGCCAUGAGCUUCUCCAGCUACAGCAGCAGCACCCUGAGCCGCAAGCUGCACCACUUCAACACUGCCACCAGCGUGCCAUACUCACAGGCUACUCUCCACGCCACGACCAGAGGCAAAACGAAGAUUCAGAAGAGGCUGGAGAAGAAGAAGCAGGGCGACGGGACCUUCAAGAUCUACGAGGACGGCAGGAAGAGCGUUCGCUCACUUUCCGGCCUGCAGCUUGGGAACGACGUGAUGUUCCUGAAGCAGGGAACCUACGUCAACCCCAAGGAGCGCGGCCGGCGCAACAUCCGGGACAUGUUCCCGCGGGACGAGGAUGCCGUCUCGCGUGCCAUCAGCGAGCCGGACCUGCACGGCGUGGAUGUGGAUUAUUCUGAGAUCAGCACGGACUCGGGUCACGACUCGCUCUUUAACCGGCCGGGUCUGGGCACCAUGGUCUUCCGACGCAACUACGUGAGCGGCGGCCUGUUCGGUAUCGGCGCCCGGGACGAGGGAAGCAUUGUCAGUAGCGGACGAGCCCCCAACGUUCGCCUGCGCAGUCGCCUGCAGCGCUCCCCCAGUCUGGACGAGGACAGUAUCGGCAGUGCACGGAGUCUCCAGGACCGGAACGUGGAGGAGCUUCCCUGGGACGAGGUGGAGCUGGGUCUGGACGAUGACGACGAGCCGGAGAGUAACCCGCUGGAAGUGUUCCUGGCCACUCAGAGCAUGCACGAGUUCAUCCCCAUCUUUAAGAGGGAGAAGAUUGACCUGGAAGCGCUGCUGCUGUGCUCGGACGACGACCUCAAGAGCAUCCACAUCCCCCUCGGACCCCGCAAGAAGAUCCUCGAUGCCUGCCAGCGACGCCUGGAGACCAUCGAUGAUCCGGAAUACAUAGAGGAUACAGCGCUAUAGCAGAAGUGGAUUUUUGCUGCUGAACUUUAUUUUUGGACGUCUCAGUUCCUGCUAAAUGACAGAAACUGGAAGGAAUGACUGAAUGGCAACGACAGAAAGUGUUAGGAGUGAUAUACGGUGGAGUACGUACGCCCACACGAACACGAACAGGAAUCAAGCUGAAGCUUCACAGUUGCCAUACGUACAUUAGCUAUGGGCAGAUCCUGCUGAGAGCCCUGACCCGGUUCCUCUCAGCCCGACAUGUCGCCCCCGUGGGGCAUGAUCUUUAAGUGCCUGUGCCUCCAGUGCCCGCACACGACUACUGAUAAUGUCAUUUCAGACAUUACCUAUUUAUUUAUCAUAGAAAUCAGAUAUUUUUGAAUUAUAAUGUACAAUUUUAGCAGCACACACUUUAGACAUACACUAUAUGAACAAAUGUUUGUGGACACCUCUUCUAAUAAAUGGACUCUAAUCACUGCACUCACUCACACUGUCCACUGAGGGUGGUAAUAUAUUAGCUUUUGUUACGUAUUGGCCCAACUAGGGCUGCACAAUAUUGAAUAUUGAAAAGAAAAUGACAUAGCGAUGUUUUGUUGUUUUGCGAUAUAAAAAAAUAAAUGAAUUUUCAUUGAUUUUCACUAGAAAUCAAAGAUACAACAUGUUAUGAGGUUAAUAAUGGGAUCCGUGUAUCAAUGAUUUAACUAAACAAUACUGGGUAGAUAUAAUCGAUAAUAUGACAGAUUGCCACAUUGCAAUAUCAAUGAUAAAAAGAUAUAUUGUGUAUAUAUUGUGAUAUAUUGUUGCUCCUAUUCUUUUUCGCCCAUUCCAAAUCCAAGUCUUCCUUCCAUUUGCCCGACAACCACCAAACUACACUAAAGCUCUAGAAAAAUAAGAGAGCACUUAAAAAUUAUGAGUUUCUUUGAUUUUACCAAAUUAAAAACCUCUGGAAUAUAAUCAAGAAGAAGAUGGAUGAUCACAAACCAUCAAACCACCAAACUGAACUGCUUGAAUUGUUGCACCAGGAGUAAAGCAGCAUAAAGUUAUCCAAAAGCAGUGUGUAAGACUGGUGGAGGAGAACAUGAUGCCAAGAUGCAUGAAAAAAACUGUGAUAAAAAAAAACAGGUUUAUUCCACCAAGUAUUGAUUAUUUCUGAACUCUCAAAACUUUAUGAAUAUGAACUUGUUUUCUUUGUAUUAUUUGAGGUCUGAAAGUUCUGCAUCUUUUUGUUAUUUCAGUCAUUUCUCAUUUUGUGUAAAUAAAUGCUCUAAAUGAGAAUAUUUUUAUUUGGAAUUUGGGAGAAAUGUUGUCUGUAGUUUAUAGAAUUAAACAACAAUGUUCAUUUUACUUAAACAUAAAAAAAUCUAAAUUAAAUUGAACAUUGUUAAAACAUAUCGACAAUAUUGAUGAUGAAACAAUAAAUUGUGCAGCCCUAGCCCAUACACAUGAACUGUAACACAUAACCUACAGUAUAUACUGUAUUGUUUUAGACUACAAUAUAUGUCUGAAUGUUUGUGGAGAUCCCUUACUAUAUGAAUGCUUACUAAAUUCAGUUAGUUUAAGUUGCACACAUUGCAGACAUGCAAAUGCACAUACACUCGCAACUUUAGAGAGACGUAUUGCCAAUAGAAUAGGACUCUAUGGAAGAGAUAAACAAACAUGAAUCUAUUGGGCGAAAAGUGUUGAUUGCAAUUAAAUCCUCACAGCAGUAAGUGUAAGUCCAGGGUCCAGGUAUAAUGUAAGAACAGGUGUCCAAAUACUUUUGUCCAUAUAGUGUAAAAUAUUUCAAAAAUAUUUUAUAAUAAUAAAAUGUAGCGCAUUUAAGCACUGCCUACGUGAUGUAAGUCUCAGAUUGACUUGUGGUCUAAGUGGGUCUAAGUUCUGCAGUAAAUAAAUAUGUUCAGAACCACAUACAUUUAGUUCUGCGUAUUUUUUUUUUAUAUUGGAUUAAGUCAUAUCCUAAAAGAAGAAGCUUGGUGAGAAAGAGACCACUGUUGGCACGAUAAGUUAAAAAUAGACGAAAAACGAGAUAACAGAGCUCCUGGAUUAAGGAAUAAGGGGUGAUCAGGUUAAUGAUCUCAAGGGAGCUGGGAGCUCAGUCAGCAAGAAAACGAUUGCAGCAUUAGCUUACAUGCAUCAUUAUUAAUAUUUAGAUUUCUAAACGAUCUCGUAAUUCGGAGGAUGUACAGUAGUGAUGUUCAGGAGAAUAAUCUACACAGAAGGAGAACGUUUCUGGUUCUGAACAUAUAUUUAUUAACCGCAGAAUAACGGAUAUAGAAUAGAUAGAAUGAAUGAUGCUCUCAUUGAUGACUCCAGUGAUCUAUUCGGGCGUGGUCCGCCUGAACUACAGAUGCAUUGUGAGCUUUGACAUCCAACAGUUUGUUUACAUGUGUCAAGCCAUAUACAUUAUUAUGAAGAGUUGUGAAAAAGUGGAAUUUUUUAAAUGACUUUAACAUCUUGCUCUUUACUGGUAAAAUGCCAUAUUAUAAUUAUAAAUGCAUUUAAAUGCGUGUACUUGGCUACCAGUAGAGCUGCAGUUUAUACACUUAAUUCCACUCACAGUCAGAACUUGCUACCUGCAUGUACAUCUUUUACUCUUGUUUUUUAUAUUGUUUUAUAAAGCGAUAAUAAAAGGUGAUAACCACUGAAGAUCCAUAGAACUUUAUAUCGUGUUUAUGAGCAAUGAUUAAAGACAAUAAACUGAUAAAGCGAC